AUGCGGGCAAAGGAGAAGCUUAACAACUUCUACUUCCCCGCAAAACCUCUAAAAACCUUCUCCUCUUUGGAUUCAACCUACAAAAGCUUUCUUUUUCCUUUUAAAAAAAAAAAAAAAGGCUUUCCAACUUUCAAACAAACACCUUUCCCUCUUAUACCUUCUAUGUUCUAUGACUAUCCUCUUGCAACGUGCCUCUUCUUUUACUCCUCUGCAUCUGCAUCUCCUAUUUUUCUCCCUUGCAUUCUUGUUUUCAGGGCUGCCCUGUCCUUGAAGCUGCCCUCACCGCCGCCUUCGUCCAUUAUCCAGAGAAGUUUUAUUCCCAAUACAACCCAAGCCAAAGUAGCUCCCGCCUCAUCUCUAUUUCUUUCUUAUUUUCUCUAUUCAGCUGUUGUUAGUUUGUGGACUGAAAUAACCAUGCUGACGGAGAGACAAGGAGAGAGAGAGUUGCUGGAGCUAUUCGAAGCUGCAAAGAAAGCGGCUGAUGCGGCGGAAGAAGACGGAGUAGCCGAGGAAAGUCGAUGCCUUGAUGCCUUGGUUCAGCUCAAGGCCUUCCCUGUUACCAUUCAGCUUCUCGUCUCUACACAGGUGGGGAAGCAUCUUCGACCUCUAACCAAACAUCCUAGGAGGAACAUCCAGGAUCUUGCUUCUGAUGUAUUUGCAUUGUGGAAAAAAGUGGUUCUCGAGCAAACACAUGGUGAUAAAAAUUCUGUCAAAGCUAAGCCAGGAAAUGCGGAGAAUGUUAAGCCUGAGAAGCUUCAAAAGACUACCCCUGUAAAGGUUGAGAAAUUCUCCAAGAAUGCAAUGGUCAAGGUUGAGAAAAUUAAUCAGAAUGGCGCACCAAGAUCUGCCAAAGUUGUGAAGUCUGAAACUGCCAUGACAAGCCACAAUCCAUCAGCCCCAGUGGGAUGUAUUCCAAAGUGUAAUGAUGCCUUGAGGGACAGGAUCCGUGAACAAAUUUAUGAGGCAUUGUAUAAGGUCUCUGGCGAAGCUGAGGAAGAUAGUUGGGGUGAUGUAAAUGCCUGUGACCCAAUUCAAGUUGCUGUUUCAGUCGAAUCAGUGUUGUUUAAACAUUGGGGGCGUUCUAAUGGCUCCCAUAAGGUCAAGUAUAGAUCCUUGAUGUUUAACAUUAAGGAUGCAAAAAAUCCUGAUUUCAGGAGAAAAAUUCUUCUUGGACAAGUGAAGGCGGAGGAAAUUGUACACUUGAGUUCAGAGGAAAUGGCAAGUGAUGAAAUGCAACAGAAGAAUCAGCAGAUCAAAGAGAAAGCCUUGUUCCACUGUGAGCUUGGAGGUGCCCCAAAAGCCACAACUGAUCAGUUCAAGUGUGGUCGAUGUGGGCAACGCAAGACCACUUACUAUCAAAUGCAGACUAGGAGUGCUGAUGAGCCUAUGACAACAUAUGUGACAUGCGUAAACUGCAAUAACCAUUGGAAGUUCUGCUAACUUUGUCUUCUUUUUUCUUAUGGAUGAGAAUCUUAGGAUUAGCUAGUGCUUCUGUUUUCCAGGACUUUGUUCAGUUAGUUUCUAGUUUUCUUUUCUUGUGGGAUUUGUACAAUGUUUUCUUAUUGUAGGCAGUCAUUCUAAUAUGCAUAUUCCAUAUGAAAAUGAGUUGACUAUAAGGGAAAUUUGCACAAAACAAGAAAAUUGGCUAUAUAUUUCUCAACUACAAGUAAAAUAACAAUUCAGGGAAUAAUAGGUUCAGAAAUAUAAAUCAUUGAGAA
This is a messenger RNA of Manihot esculenta (cassava), 1718 nucleotides long. Its product is annotated as transcription elongation factor TFIIS. The transcript has 3 exons. Gene Ontology annotation, biological process: transcription elongation by RNA polymerase II; DNA-templated transcription. Gene Ontology annotation, molecular function: zinc ion binding; nucleic acid binding. Gene Ontology annotation, cellular component: nucleus. The record is from RefSeq and is a predicted model, not a curated record. Lineage: Eukaryota; Viridiplantae; Streptophyta; Magnoliopsida; Malpighiales; Euphorbiaceae. The coding region runs from base 1 to 1440 and encodes 479 amino acids.